Molecule: messenger RNA, 1005 nt
Organism: Danaus chrysippus (African queen)
Lineage: Eukaryota; Metazoa; Arthropoda; Insecta; Lepidoptera; Nymphalidae
Source: the annotation of a GenBank genome assembly
UUGCCUGUUAGAUUAUACGAGUACAUUAAGAAGAGUGUCCAACCAAGGAAUCUAGAAGAUGGUCAGGAUGUUUACAAUUAUGAUGGAGUAAACUUUGUCGGACAUACUUUAGCUAAUUCAACGUUCCUCCUUCAAAUAAGCCCUAGAGCAUUUGCUAUUAGUGGUAACAAGGGCGUUGCCAUAUCGAAUCCAAUUUCAAGUGUAAUCGUAAGACCGGGAGAAGUAGGUUCUAUAGUGCACAAGCCUCAAGCUGUAGCGAUAGUUGGACCAGGGGGGAUAGCUCACGCAGAAUCAGAGUUAAACGUUUAUGAUGAUGCCACACAAUACAUACCAUUCUACGGUGGUGCGAAAGGUCAAUAUUUAGAAGUUAAAAAGGACACCAGAGGCACUGUAUUGAGCGAGAAAGUUGUCGCUGAGAAAAGCAUAAGUCCUGAACAUAUCAACAAGAACAAUAAUGACAAUGUUUUAUCUAAAAUACUAGCAGUCAACUUAGAAAAUCUCAGAACUUUAUCAAGCAGUCUCAUAAAAUUGCAAAACUUAGGAAGAAAAACUGGUGCCUUAGGUACACAAGAGAAAGCAAAAUUUAAAAGUGAUUUACUUAACUUGGGAGAAGCAGCCUCUAACACGAUUAAGUUAAUAGAUGAGGUCGCUGAUGAUAUUGAUGUUCUUUUCAAAAAAAAUACAACCAUUUUAAGGAACAAACAGGAAGACGACUAUUACGAUGAUGUUGGUGAGGAAGGGAUAGGAAUUGACAGCGCGGCUGAAUCAGAAGGAAGUAACAUAGAUAAAAGUCUAGUAGCUGAAGCAAAACCAGUUGGUUUAGCGGUGAUAGCAGAGAGUGGUAUAGCAGCAUCUCGUCCCAUGGGAACAGCUGUAGCAACCAGUGGUGUAGCGAUUGCAAGACCAAUAGGGACAGCCAUAGCUGGCAUUGAUCCGAGCUUACUAGGAAUAGAUUUUAAUGCCCAUCAUAGCAGAAAACUCAGAAUCAAAGGAAGAACCUACUGA